CCAGUGAUAAUCCAUUAGUUGAUACCGACCAACAAACAUAUUUUCAUUCAGGAAACUUUUUAGGACAAUAUAUUGCCCAUUCAAUGGACCAAGUAAGACAUGGUUUGGGUCUGAUAGCAAAACAUAUUGAUACGCAAAUCGCGUUAGUAGUAACACCAGAAUUUAAUAAUAAUCUACCACCAUCAUUAGUUGAAGAUCCUAAAAAUGGUAAUCAAACUGGACUCAAAGGGUUACAAAUUUGUGCUAAUUCUAUAAUGCCUAUCUUACUUCAUCAAGGGAAUUAUAUAACACAUUUAUAUCCAACACAUGCCGAACAAUAUAAUCAGAAUAUAAAUAGUCAAAGUUUUGCAUCAGCAAAUCUUACUUGGAAUUCUAUUGAAAUAAUGAAACAUUAUUUGGCAGUUUCUUUAAUAUUUGCAGUUCAAUCAAUUGAAUUAAGAACGUUUGCCGAAUUUCAAAAUUAUAAUACACAAGCUUAUUUAUCACCUAAAUUAAUUCCACUUUAUAAAACUAUAUAUGACAUACUUGGCUGUGAAGUUUCAGAACAAAAACCUUUGAUUCGUUACAUUUAUGAACAACCUUUAGAUUCUUAUAUUCAUAAACUUGUAGAUGAUUUAAAUGAUCCUAACGGAUCUAUCUUAAAAAGUUUAUGGUUUGACAAAGUUUAA
Molecule: messenger RNA, 668 nt
Organism: Racocetra fulgida
Lineage: Eukaryota; Fungi; Glomeromycota; Glomeromycetes; Diversisporales; Gigasporaceae
Source: the annotation of a GenBank genome assembly